UGCCCGAUUAUAUUUCGACUGGAUGUUUCACAAGCGUGGCUCGCAGCAUUUGAUAACAAGGUGGGAAGCGGCAGCAUCUCAUCGUGUCAUCUUCGCAGCCUUCGUCGUCCUUGGCCUCGCCGCCUCGUCUAGCCAAGCGCCAACGGAGAGCACGACCACCAACCAAAUGACGGACGAAGCGUGCACGCAGCGCGGCGCCGAGUCGCCGACUAGCAGUUGCGCUCUAGAUGUGCUUGCGGCCGGCCUGUCCAACCAAGAAGCGAUCGAAGACGGGCUCGCGCGGCGGCCAUCGCUGAAGCGAUCGCUUGAGGCAGACACCGAGGUCGAGCCCUCAGACCUGCAGCUUCUCAAGGUCAUUGGCCGCGGCACAUUUGCUCAGCAAGUGGCGCUCGCCAAGGAUCGGCACACCUCCAACGUGUACGCGGUCAAGAGCUGUGAUAAGCAAAACCUCGUGCAGCGCAAGCAAGUCGUGCAUACAUGGACGGAGAAGAAGAUCCUCGAGCAGCUCCGAGGCCACCCCUUCGUCGUGACGCUCUUUUCCACUUUUGCGACGCCGGACGAAGUCCACUUCGUGCUCGAGUACUGCCCCGGUGGCGAGCUCUUCUACCACCUGCACCAGCACGAUCAUUUCAACGAGGCAAUCGUGCGCUUCUACGCGGCAGAAGUCCUUUGUGCGCUCAAGUCUCUGCACGGCGCAAACAUUGUGUACCGCGACCUGAAACCCGAGAACGUCCUCCUCGACGCGCAGGGCCACAUUCGACUCGCGGACUUUGGCUUCUGCAAAGACCUCGGGGACUCGGAUCGAACGUACUCGUUCUGCGGCUCGCCUGAGUACUUAUCCCCCGAAAUGAUUGCGCGCAGAGGCCACUCGACCGCAACGGACAUGUGGUCCUUUGGCUGCUUUUGCUACGAGUUAGCGGUCGGCCACCCGCCAUUCCAACUGCACGAGGACUCGCUUCCUGACCUCUUCAAAGCGAUCCGCGCUAGUCGUGUGUAUUACCCGCCGGAACUCAGUCCGACCUUCGUCACGUUCCUCAAAGGAUGCCUCGAGACAGACAUCACGACGCGACUCACGGCAUCGAAGGCCAUGGACGAGCCAUUCUUCGACGGCGUCGACUGGAACAACGUGUGGGCACGCCAGAACGAACCACCGUUCCAGCCUUGCGUGCUCGGCUCCGAGUGCACGCGCAACUUUGACGACGACUUUACUUCCGAGAGCCCACGAUCGCCCAUUUGGGGCAUCGCUCCGCACAAGCGCAAUCAGUCGGUGCCGUCCUCGGAUGUGUUCACUGACUUUUGAUCGUGCCACGUGUACAAGCAUAGUAUACAUCAAACGUGUGAUAUUUUCCACGUCUUGUGGACCCCGUAUUUAGUUGAUUGUGAGCGCCGCCACAAUAUAGAGUAAUAACUUGAGCUGUGUGUGCUGUGUGUGUCGGUGA
Saprolegnia diclina VS20 is the source of this 1439-nucleotide messenger RNA. RefSeq names its product AGC/AKT protein kinase. The record is from RefSeq and is a predicted model, not a curated record. The transcript has 3 exons. Gene Ontology annotation, biological process: protein phosphorylation. Lineage: Eukaryota; Oomycota; Saprolegniomycetes; Saprolegniales; Saprolegniaceae. Gene Ontology annotation, molecular function: protein serine/threonine kinase activity; ATP binding. The coding region runs from base 23 to 1300 and encodes 425 amino acids.